AUGGGGUUAAAAUCGGCGGCUUUUGGUGGAGAUAGAUUGGAGAAGUUGAGGAAUAGUGGAAUGGUAUCAAGGUCAAGAAUGAAGCUGUGGAUGAUAAGGGCUACGACGUCAGUUUUGCUAUGGACUUGCUUGGUUCAGUUGACAGCACUGGGUGAGACUUGGGGGCCUAGAGUGUUAAAGGGAUGGCCCUCUUGUUUUUCUCAAGAAUCUGCCACCGCGGGUGGGGGCGGCGGAGUGGCUGCUGCCUUGGAUGUUAAAUCCUCGCCUGAGCUUCCGGCUAGAGUUUUACCCCAAAAGAGAGUUUACAAGAACAAUGGUUAUCUGAUGGUUUCGUGCAAUGGAGGGCUCAACCAAAUGCGGGCAGCGAUAUGUGACAUGGUUGCAAUUGCUAGACAUUUGAACGUUACAUUGAUAGUUCCAGAACUGGAUAAGACUUCAUUUUGGAACGAUCCGAGUGAGUUCCAAGACAUAUUUGACGUUGAUCAUUUCAUUACUUCCUUGAGAGACGAAGUGCGGAUAUUAAAGGAGCUACCUCCAAGGGUACAGAGGAGAGUCGAGCUAGGAAUGAUAUACACCAUGCCCCCUAUUAGUUGGUCAGACAUUUCUUACUAUCAGAAUCAGAUUCUUCCCUUAAUUCAGAAGUAUAAAGUUGUACAUUUGAACAGAACCGAUGCUCGGCUUGCCAAUAAUGCUCAACCCAUGGAGAUUCAGAAGCUCCGUUGCCGAGUAAAUUUUAGUGCUUUGAGAUUUACUCCUCAGAUAGAAGAAUUGGGGCUGCAACAAGGAGGAGGCGGAAGAAUUAACAAGAAUGAGAUACGCAUACCCGUGGUGGAAAGAAUUCUAGCAUUAGACAUUGAUCAUAAUAUCCAGGUUUACAUUGCCGCUGGAGAAAUAUAUGGCGGAGAAAGAAGAAUGGCAAGUCUUAGAGCAGCUUAUCCAAAUUUGGUCCGGAAGGAGACUCUAUUGGAGCCUUCAGACCUUAGAUUCUUUCAGAAUUACUCAUCUCAAAUGGCGGCACUCGAUUAUCUUGUUUCAUUGGAGAGCGAUAUCUUUGUUCCUACAUACGAUGGAAAUAUGGCUAAAGUUGUUGACGGCCAUCGCAGAUAUCUUGGAUACAAGAAAACAAUUUUGUUGGACAGAAGGCUCCUAGUUCAUUUGGUAGACCAAUAUAAUUCUGGUUCACUUACUUGGGAUGAGUUCUCUACUGCUGUUAAGGAUGCUCAUGCAGAACGCAUGGGGAACCCAACAAAAAGGGCUGAAGCCGGUCUACCGACGGAGGCCCUUGCAAAGGUUGAUUCCUUCGCUGUCGACACUAGUUCCUUGUGUCUGCAUGCUCCGGCGAAGUCCCUGUGGUGGACGGGGUAA
Molecule: messenger RNA, 1365 nt
Organism: Fraxinus pennsylvanica
Lineage: Eukaryota; Viridiplantae; Streptophyta; Magnoliopsida; Lamiales; Oleaceae
Source: the annotation of a GenBank genome assembly